This is a messenger RNA of Aspergillus glaucus CBS 516.65, 4300 nucleotides long. RefSeq names its product WD repeat protein. Gene Ontology annotation, molecular function: protein binding. The record is from RefSeq and is a predicted model, not a curated record. The coding region runs from base 74 to 4123 and encodes 1349 amino acids. Gene Ontology annotation, biological process: vacuolar acidification. NCBI's taxonomy places the organism in Eukaryota, Fungi, Ascomycota, Eurotiomycetes, Eurotiales, Aspergillaceae. The transcript has 7 exons. Gene Ontology annotation, cellular component: RAVE complex.
AUUUACACUACCUGCAAUGCUCCUCCCCUCUCCCUGAGCGCACGCAGCUCCAUUCACCACGACCACCACCUCUAUGCGAGCGGUUCUGCCGGGAAGACCCCCAGCGAAGCUCCAGUCGUUCAGCACCGCGCUGUGGGACGGUCUUCGCAUUGUUGCCUACAUCUCCGGCCAUGCACUGGUGAUCCUCGGCGGUCCGCAGAAGCUCCUCCAGACGGUUUACGUUGACGACACCGAGACACUCGAGGCGGUUACUAUUGAUGAGACUUCGGGGAAGAUCGCGGUUUCUGGAGGACCGGAUGUUUUUAUUUAUCAGCCGUAUGGGAUACAACAUGAGGCAUUGAAGUGGUCGCUCGCCCAUACAUUCCGCUGCGAAAAAGACGACGAGACAAUCCGAACGCUGUCAUGGGGCUCUCCCGACGAGCUCCUCCUCGGAAACUCACACCUCACCCUCUGGUUCCUAAACGACACCCCGCGACUCGUCUGGAAACAGAAACUCGCCAGUCCCGUGAAACUCGCGCAGUUCUCCCCCGACGCGACGUUAGUGGUUACAACGGGUGUCUACGAUCGAAUCGUCAAGGUAUGGCGACGACUUGCCUUUGGCGCGGACGAUGCCCGCUUCGACGUCUUUUACCUCGCGCACCCGUCGAUCGUUACGGGGAUACACUGGCGCAAACCAUAUCAUCGGGAACAGUCGAUGGAGAAUGUUCUAUAUACUUUGUGUGCGGAUAAGAAGAUUAGAGUGUGGACUGCGACGGAGGAUGUUGCCUCGUCGGCGCUGCGGCUAUGGACGCAGAUCGAUAUGGAGGCUUCUGUUCAACCGAGAGAUACGAACGAUGCGAGGGCGAUGCGACGAUACGGGUUCGUGUUGGAUAGUCGGGACUUUUGCGUGGCUACGGAACGGGCUGUCCAGAGGGGUACAGGGAACAAGGGGAACCAUGCGUUGGAGCACAUUAUCGAAGUUGCCAACAAGUUUCCGGAGAUCUGCGUUGUGAUUGAUGGUCAGGGUCAUAUGUCUGCUUGGGCAUUGGAGGAUGUGGGUUCCAAGACUCCUCCCGAAUCGAAGGCCUUUAAUAUCUUGCACGUGGAGGGCCUGAACUUCUCGUUCAUGUCAGGCGUUUCUGCGGAAGAAGACUAUACCCAGCUUUGUGCGUUCCAGAGUGAAACAUCUGUUGAUUCUGUCAGUAUCCUUGCGCAUCACUUCGACGGGAGGAUUGAGUGGUUUGACUCCCCAGUCGACGUCCUGUUCGACCCAGCGCCGCGCAUAAACCGUAUCUCCCGUGAAGGAUCCUGGAGUGGACAUGAUGGACCGGUCAAGAAAAUUGUCCGCAGUGCGGUUGGAGAUACUCUUGUUUCACGGACGAAUGACAGCCAUGCCUUGGUUUGGAAGCAAAGACGGCGAGGCUCGGGCUCGACGCUCAUCCGACAGAGCUCGCUCUUUUCGGAGGAGCACAUUCAUCGCAGUUGUAUAAUCAGGAAUGGUGAUUAUCUGGUUAAUCUUCACCACAACGCUAUUUCUCUGUGGGAUGUUCGGUCGUUCUACGCUGAGCAGCUCCAAGUCGAGAGGUUUGACCUCUCGAGCAAGCCGCUUUGCGUCCUUCAUAUUCCUACUGCAGAAAGGGACGCUGGGAUCACCUAUGUAGCGACUAUUGGGACCGAUAUGAACGGCAUUGCGUGGGAAAUCCGUCUCCCGACUGGGGAAAGCCAAACGAAUGGCAACGGUUACACUCAGCAAUGCCAUUUACGGCAGUUCUGCACAUUCAGCCUCGAUCCCAAGGAGGACAUCUUUUAUAUAUUACCCGUGGACCCUGCCGGGCAAGAAGCCAAGAUGCCUGGAUCCUUGGACGUCUUUUCUCCUGAUAUAGCACUUUCAUAUACCAAAACAGGAACCAUCCGGACCUGGACUGCCAAGGUCGACAGGGAAAACAGCCAGAUAGACUGGCUAUUAACAUCAACGGUGGAAACAGGCAUCAAUAACCCCUCAUUUGCCAGCGGAAGUUCCAUCAGAAAAGCCGCGCUUGUGGACGAGGGCCGCACUCGCCUGACAAUAUGGGACACAAGCGCCGCUCAAUUGGAAUAUGAAGAGAACUUCUCCCAACAAGACAUCAUCCGUGAUCUCGACUGGACAUCUACACCGGACAUGCAGUCAAUCUUAGCCGUUGGCUUCCCUCACAAAGUCAUUCUACUAUCUCAACUCCGCUACGAUUACCUCGACGCUCGUCCCUCCUGGACACAAGUCCGAGAGAUCUGGAUUCGAGACCUCACUCCCCACCCAAUUGGUGACUCCUGCUGGCUCAGCAACGGGAACCUCGUCAUCGGUGCCGGGAAUCAGCUUUUCGUCUACGAUAAGGAAGUGGAUGUCGGUGAUCGUCUUGUCUCUGAGCUCCGGAUUCCAUCACAUGGCUCGUCGUAUGUGGAUAUGUUUGAGGUCGUGAGUCGGUUGAAUGGGCCGUUGCCUGUUUUUCAUCCUCAGUUCCUGGCGCAGUGUAUCCUUGGUGGGAAGAUGAAUCUGGUUCAUAAGAUCUUGACGACGCUUCAUCGGAAACUUAAAUUUUAUACGGAGGGGGAUCAUAUUGAUAGCUUUUUGGAGAUGCCGUUGGAGGACUUUUAUGUGGAUCAAGAUGCACCACAAAAAGCAUCCUCAAAAGAACUACACUCCUCCCUCGCAAAUUUCACCCUCGAAGAUGAACCAUCCGUCAUCGACGAAAACGCCGCCGCAACCCUCAACGAGACACUAUCCCGAAUCGCCCUCCCACAACUCUCGAGCCAAGAACAAUUCCGCCUCGUCAAUACAAUCGAAUGCGUAGCAACUGUUGAGAAGCAACGACGCUCAAUGGACGAUAAUGCCGCCCGCUAUCUACUUUUCUUCCGGCAGCAUAUGCUCCGCAAAGCGCAGGGUGUUGCGAAUAGCGAUACGGUUUCGUGGAGAGAGAUUGUAUGGGCUUUCCAUAGCGAGAGUCAUGAUAUUCUGUCUGAUCUUGUGUCGAGACAGUUUAAUAGUAAGAUGACGUGGGCUUCGGCUAGGGAGAGUGGGAUAUUUAUGUGGUUGUCUGAUCCGAAUGCUAUACGAGCCCAACUCGAAAUCGUCGCCCGAAACGAAUACACAAAAACAGAAGAAAAGAACCCCAUCGACUGCUCCCUCUACUACCUCGCCCUCCGAAAAAAGAACAUCCUCCAAGGCCUCUGGCGCAUGGCAAGUUGGAACCGCGAACAAGGCGCUACACAACGACUCCUCGCGAACGACUUCCGAGAAGCACGCUGGAAGACAUCAGCGCUCAAGAACGCAUACGCGUUACUUGGAAGGCGGAGAUUUGAAUACGCCGCGGCAUGGUUCAUUCUCGCAGACCAUCUACGUGACGCAGCACAUGUCUGUAUAAACCAGAUCGGCGACCUUCAGCUUGCGAUUGCUAUCACGCGAGCGUAUGAAAGUGAUGAUGGACCGGUGUUGAAGGAAAUCCUGGAACAAAGGGUCCUACCCGAAUCUGCGUCCGACGGUAAUCGCUGGAUGGCAUCAUGGGCAUUCUGGAUGCUAGGCCGUCGCGACAUGGCCGUUCGUUCUUUGAUCUCCCCCAUCGAAUCCCUCCUGACCCCACCCCCCUCCUCAACCUCCCCAUCCCCAUCUCCCCAAACCACAACAAUCCCCCUCCACGCAAAAUCCUACCUAACCAACGAUCCUGCCCUAAUCCUCCUCUACACAUACCUCCGCGCCAAAACCCUACAAACCCUCCGCGGCGCCUCGCAAAUCCCCCCUCUCACAGAAUGGACCUUCAUCCUUCGCACAGCCCGUCUAUACGACCGUAUGGGCUGCGAUCUGCUUGCGCUUGGUCUUAUCAGGCACUGGGAGUUUUUGAGGGGGUUGCCGGAGCCGAAGAAGGUUAGGGAUUUGGAGGAGGUUUUGGGCGAGGGUGGGGUUGAUUUUAGGGGGAUGUUGAGGAGGAGGAGUAGUUUGAUUGUUGCGGAUUUGCCUGUUCCUGUUUCUGGGACUGUGUCUGGUGAGGGCGAGGGGCAGGGUGAGAAGAAGGUUGGGGAUGAGAAGAAGAAGGCGGAGGAGAAGAAGCCGAAGCCGCCGCCUACGACUUUUACGGAGCCGGAUGCGAAUUCGUUGUUGGAUAGUUUUGGGUUUUGAUUGUGCGUUGUGUGUACUUGUAUAUUUGCAUGUUGGCGCUGUGGGUUUUCUUUGCUUUUGGUUCUUUCAUCAACGUCAACUAUGCGACGGUCCCAAUAUAUAUUACUUUGAAACGAGUUUCUAUUUCCAAUAGAGUAUAAGAAUAGCCUAUAUUAGAUAGAAGUAUAUUGACGACUC